Molecule: messenger RNA, 4018 nt
Organism: Peromyscus californicus insignis
Lineage: Eukaryota; Metazoa; Chordata; Mammalia; Rodentia; Cricetidae
Gene: Nkpd1
Product: NTPase KAP family P-loop domain containing 1
Exons: 5
Coding region: 1296-3767 (823 amino acids)
Source: RefSeq, a predicted model, not a curated record
GGCAGAGCCAGGCGGUUCUCUGUGAGUUCAAUGCCAGCCUGGGCUACAAGGCAAGUUCUAGGAAAGGCCCAAAACUACACAGAGAAACCCUGACUCAAAAAAACAAAAACAAAAAACACCAAAAACAAGGUCCAGUUAUGUAGCUCAGGUUGGCCUUGAACUCAGUUGGUCCUCCUGCCUCAGUCUACCAAGAGAUGACUGAUACGUGUCAUCAGGUUCAGCGGCGUCCCUAUGGUUGAAGCCCCCACCUCUGUAUCCAGACGUCCCCUGUGUUCCCUGGCCUCCUGCCCCUCUCUCCAGCUCCCUACAACUAAACUCUUGGUACUCCAAUUUGCAUGCAUGACCCCCUGCCUGCUCAGUCCCACCCUAGUCCCCUCUAUGGAUGAGUAGCCUUGAAUUUCUGGCCUUUAUUUUCUACACAGCCUAGUGAGCAGGACCGGCACCCCACGGUUCACCUCUGGAUACAUCCCUGCCUCCUAGAUGGGCCAGGGGACACUCCCCAAAGAAGGGGCUCCAAGGACAGCUGGCAGGAAAGAAACCACAGUCGGAGGAAAGUAGCCAGGCCCUGACAGCGGGAGGCAGUGUGGCCACCCAGGCCCCCGCUGACGCAAGGAAAGAAUUCCACAGUGUGGGGUGCCAUUCUUCCCAGCACCACCCUGGCCCGACCAAGCACAGGGCUUGGUAGCCACCACUUCCUUUCAUUCCCGGCUCUGUGUCUCUGGGCCUCAGAUUUCUCAUCUGUGAAGUGGGCACGACUUCUGUGGGUUGUGGUGAUAAAGGGGGCUACCGAGUGAGCAGGCUCAGAAGCCGGUUGCCGGGGAUCUAUGCGAGGCAUUCAGAGCAGCACUUGGUAAAUGGGUCAGCUGGUGCUGGCCCUAAGGGCUGGAUGGACUCAUCCUUUUGACAACCUCAGGAAACAGGUGCCAACCUGGCCUAUUCAUCAAUGAGGAAGCCCAGAGAGAUGAAGUCAUUGACCCAUGGUCACACAGCUGUGCCACGCCGGAGCCAGCAGACUGUUGGGAUUUUUUCUGCCUCCUCCCUCCCAGCCGAGGUGUCCAGAAACCUGGUGUGAGGGUUGCUGUGGACUCUCCACCCCCUCCUGGGUUCAUCCUGUCCGGGGCACCCAGUCCUAGAGAGCAGCAGGCCAGGCGCCUGCCCAAAGGGCGGGGACACACGCCGGAGAACCGGCCGAGCGGGCGCCACUGGGCUCCAGCCAGGCCUGCGCGGGGGCCACGGCAGAGAGCUGGGGCCGCGGGGCCACCACCAGGAACGGGCCGCUGACAUCACGGCCCGCCAUGCAGAAGAACUACAAUGUCCGCUUCACCAAGAGUGGCCGGACCCCCGACGAGCAAUACUUUUUGGAUCCUGAGUUGGGGCACCAAAAAGGAUGCUGUCGUCAGUGGUACCAGGACCCGGUGGCCACUCACGCCCACGGGCCCUGUCAGCUGCCCCCCAAGGCUCACUGGCAGCAGGCUUAUCACAGCCACCGGGGUGGCAGCGGCUGUCGCAGGUGUCCCCAGCCCCUCAUUCUGCAGCGACAGCGGCAGCAGCAACAGCGACAACCCCCACCCCUCCCUCCCAGUCCGCUGCGGCAGCGGCUCUGUCCAGUUCGCGGGGCCCAGAAGGGGUCACCUGCGGUCGCCGCUGCCCGCAUGGGACCAGCCAGCGCCCCGCAACCUGCCACUUCAUCACCCACAGCAGUAUCAGCCACGGCCAGCAGCAGCCCAGCCCUGCCCUCUGCAUCCGGCGCCCUCCUGGAGCCCAGCGAGCCCACCGAGGCGCGGCCCCUGCCUGCGCCUCCAGCCUGCGGCUCCUUCACCUCCUACGGCGCCGACAUCCUGACGGAGGACGAUGUCUACUGCAGCUGUCUGGCUAAAACUCUGUGUCACGUGCCUGUCCCCGUGACCGUGGGCUUCUACGCUCCCUUCGGCUGCCGUCUUCACAUGAUGCUGGACAAGAUCAUGACGCUGAUGCAGCAGGAGGCCGCGCAGCGCGAGAGCGAGGAGCUGCAGCGCGUGCAGUGGCGGCCGCGGCGCGUGCGCGGCUGGGGCGUCCCGCAGCUGCUGUGGUUCCUGGUGUUUCUGCAGCCGGUGAUCACCGAGCUGCACCUGCGGCGCAGGAACGUGCGCUUCCUGUUCAUCCGCUUCAGCGCCUGGCAGUACGCGGGCACCGACAAGCUGUGGGCGGGGCUGGUGACCACGCUGUGCGAGGGCAUCCGCCACCACUACGGCGCGCUGCCCUUCAGCGUGUACUCGGUGCUGGGCAACAAGCCCGGUAGCCCACGCGACGGCCUCUGUCAACGCGAGUGGCACUGCCGACGCCGCGUGUGCCUGGCGCUGCUGGCGCUGCUGGCCGCGCUGUGCCUGGGUGUGGGGCUGCUGUACCUGUCGCUGGGGGGCCACGCGCCGGGCCACACGGGUCGUGGCCUGCUCAAGGCGCUGGGCGGCGCGGCCACCACGCUGUCGGGCUCGGGGCUGCUCAUGGCCGUGUACUCCGUGGGCAAGCACCUGUUCGUGAGCCAGCGCAAGAAGAUCGAGCGCCUAGUGUCGCGUGAGAAGUUCGGCAGCCAGCUGGGCUUCAUGUGCGAGGUGAAGAAGGAGGUGGAGCUGCUCACCGACUUCCUGUGCUUCCUGGAGAUCUACCAGCGACGCCGGCUGCGCGUGGUCCUGGAGGUCACCGGGCUGGACACGUGCUACCCGGAGCGCGUGGUGGGCGUGCUGAACGCCAUCAACACGCUGCUGUCCGACAGCCACGCACCCUUCAUCUUCAUCCUGGUGGUGGACCCCAGCAUCCUGGCCGCGUGCCUGGAGAGCGCGGGCAACAUGAAGGGCACGGCGGACAACGGCUACCUGUUCCUCAACCGCACGGUCACGCUGCCCUUCUCGGUGCCGGUCAUGGGCCGUCGCACCAAGUUGCAGUUCCUGCACGACGCGGUGCGCAGCCGCGACGAUCUGCUGUUCCGGGAGCUGACGCUCAAGCUGCAGCCGCAGAGCCAGGGCUCGGCCGCCGGCGAGGGUACGCAGCUGCUGGCGGUGGAGACGCAGGCGGACGGGGAGCGCGCGCAGGGUCGCGUGGACGCGGAGGCGGCGCGGCGCAUCCAGGAGGCGCUCUGCUGCCUGCACGACGAGCGCGACUGCUUGUACGAGUACGUGCCCGACAACGUAGUGUCCAUGCGGCGCAUCGUCAACACGGUGCCCAUCACCGUGCGCCUGUUGCAGCAGCAGCAGCAGCAGCAGCCGGACCGCGUGGGACCCACCCCGCGUCACGCGGUGGCUUGGGUCGUGCUCGCCAACCAGUGGCCUUGUCGCCUCAGUUGGGUGCUGCAAUGCCUGGAGGACCGGCAACAGGCGGGGGGCGCGCCCGAGGGCCGCGCGCGUCUCUGGGACGUCUUCUGCGACAACAGUCGUGAGCUGCACACCAUGACCAAGGCCUUGCAGAAUGUGCUGGACCUGGAUGGCGACCCCGAGCUUUUUGAGCGCUUUCUGGGCACUGAUUUCCCCUUCACCGUGUCCGAGGCACAGAGUUUGCUGCGCUGCACGGUCAACCUGGACCAUUCCAUCCGCCGCCGCAUGGGCCUCAUCCGGGCCGUUAGCGCACUCAAGCCGCCCAGCCCGCCCAAGUCCCCGUCCCGGGAUGAUCCCCAGGCCAGUCGUGGGGCCAGUAAUGCCGCAGGGACGUCCCAGGUGGCCCAUGGAUCAGGACACAGUAGAGAGGUGCAUCACCCCCGGGACCGGACCAAUGGGGGCAAGCCAAGGCCGAUGGCCUAAGUCCUUUAAUUUCAGGGGUGUAGAGGUCACUUGGGUUUGGGAUGGAGAACACCAGCAGCCACAUCCCGCCUGCCCCGAUGAGGGUGUGAGGCCUGGGCUCAAGACCAACGGAUUUGGGAUGGAAGGCACCCUGGUGACUUUGGAAGCCAAAAGGGCGGCGGGCAGGUAGCAGCUUCCUGGAGUAGGUAGCUCCCACACCGGUGUCUAGAUACGGAAGUCAAAAAAGCAAUAAAGGAAGCUGUGGAAAGCCA